This is a messenger RNA of Phasianus colchicus (ring-necked pheasant), 2022 nucleotides long. RefSeq names its product FXYD domain containing ion transport regulator 6 (gene FXYD6). Gene Ontology annotation, molecular function: sodium channel regulator activity. Gene Ontology annotation, cellular component: membrane. The record is from RefSeq and is a predicted model, not a curated record. NCBI's taxonomy places the organism in Eukaryota, Metazoa, Chordata, Aves, Galliformes, Phasianidae. Gene Ontology annotation, biological process: regulation of sodium ion transmembrane transporter activity.
CCCCGCUCGCUUUGUGCAGCUCCCUGCUCGCCGCGCUCGCUGCCCGCCCGGCUCCUGCUCGGCACCGCCCGGCCCGGCUCGGCUCAGCACGCCCGGAGCAGCGGGGAGCGCCGGCCCCAGCCCCGCUCCACCCGGCUCUGCCCUGCGCUGCCCCGCUCCGGCCCGGAGAGCUCAGCCAUGGAGGCGGUGCUGAUCGUCCUGUGCUCCCUGCUGGUGUCGGCAGCUGCAGUGGAUGUGGGCGCCCAAGAGCAGAAGGAAGACCCCUUUCACUAUGAUUACCAAAGCCUGCGGAUUGGUGGGCUGGUGUUUGCCGUGGUCCUGUUCACUGUCGGCAUCCUCCUCAUACUCAGCAGGAGGUGCAGGUGCAGUUUUCACCAGAAGCCCAGAGCUCCGGGGGAUGAAGAGGCUCAGGGUGAGAACCUGAUCACCUCGAAUGCAACGGGAGCGCAGAAAGCAGAGAACUGAACCAGAGCCAUGCAACCCAGAGACCUGAGGACAGAUGCUCGGACCGCAGGUGCCAGCGGCCUGCCAGGAAACUGAACCCGCAGCAACAGGUCCCUUGGAGGAGAUGCAAAGCUGCUGUGUCUGUGUUACCCUCUGUACUUCAACACCGGUUCUCUAUCCACUAACCCGACUUAACUCCACUCACUGUCCUCUCUGCCUCCAGUGCUGUGUAUGUUAAUGUAAGGUGACCAUUACCUCUAGGGCUAGUUGUUGCUGAUGUUGUAAUAGUGACUCUCUCCUCACCUUCCUCGUGCUGUGAGUGUGAUGUGGGCUGGGCAUGGCGGACCCCUGGCUUGCCCGGGGUCCUGUGGGGACUGGGGAGGGGGUGAAUGGCAUCAUGGGUGUUUGUGAAGCACCGUGUGCCUCCGUGGUGCUGCAUCAAUUCCCCUGCUCCCUCCCAGCCCUGGCAAUGGAAGCUGCAGGGCACAGACAGCCCUGGCUGUGGUGCAUGCAGCUUACUGCAGCCUGGGCACCGUGGCCCUUAGGAAAUUGCUGAGUGCCUACACAUGCAUGUACAUGGUGGGGCUGGGACCAAGCACACGUGGCUCCCUCCAGCUGGCUUGCUGGCACAGACCAGCAGCAUUCCGGGGGCUUUUCCAUCUGUUCUGGGACUGCAGCCGGCCAUAGUGUGGCCAGGAGAGAAAGGGAGCACAGCCUGUUCAGCAAUAAUCCCCCUGGCCCCAAACCCAGGGCAGGGCUGUGCCGGGUGCCCCACAGUGCUGGGCUCAGGGCUGCAGGGACCCCCUGCCACAGCCCCCAUCUCCUCCGCUCGGCGCUCCUCAGUUCCAUCCCAGCACGCCGUGCUGCAUUAAAUGGGACAAAAUGCAGAGAGGGCUGUGAAAUCCCGUGUCACUGUGAACGAGGAUGGCUGUGCAGUGGUGACCCCACCAACCAGCACCAACCGCUCCUCACCGAUGCUCCGUGUGCUGCUGGGGUGGAGCUGAACAGAACACACGCUGAGCUCAGCCCCUGUCCUUGUCACCUCCAGUGGGAAGGGGCAGGGAUAUUUCCUCCCAGUGCCCACCCUAUGUCCGUGUCCCCCAGUGGCUGUGUGUUGUCACCCCUCAUGCUCGCAGCCCCAGGACUCAGUAGCAGCAGGGAACGAUGCUCAGAGCACUGCAUGCCCACUGGCACCGUGGGCUCAGGUCACCCCCCGUGUCCAGGAGCCCUCUGCUCCUGGUGGCUUCUCCAAGUCCAUGCAGAGCCUCACUGGGAACCUGCGGCUUUGCUGGCGUGGGAGCAAGACUCUCUGCAUCCUGGAAGCUGUGAGAGGGGUCCUGUGUACUGUGUCCCUCCCUCCCGGCUGUCACCACUCCAUCUGUCCCUGGGCACAGCCCCCCGUGCCCUGCAGCCCAGUGCGUCGCUGUGUGCGUGUCCCGGUGUCGGUGUUGGAGUGCCUGUGGUGUCUGUGGCGUUCUGUUGGUGUUAACACUAAACAAAGAAAACCCCGUGGUUGUGUAGAAACAGCCAGACCUUGACUGUUGUACAAUAAACAGAGCUAUAGUGUUUCCUUUUAAA